GUGCGUUGUCUAUUAAGAGCUGGGACGGUGAGUGCCUUCUGAACCGAGUGCUUGUACCCUGCAGAACAAGUUUGGAGCAGGUCGGUAGGGGCGGAGCAGGGCAAUGAUCAGCUCCAGUGAACACCUGGAACAAAAAUAUAGGUGAACUGUCCUACUUGGGCGACUCGUACGACCUUCUGCGAUCCAAAGGAAGCUUUGUUGGAACCAUUUCCUGACUGGAGGUUUGGUUUGCGUGCACUGCCAGCUGGUACAACAAGACAACAACACUGAGGCAGUAGAAGUCUAUGUAGCGACCCAGAGAGGACCAGACUGGGUGUUUUCGUCCGGUCUACACGUUUUUUUUCGGACUGACUGCUACUCUCACAUAACGCCAGCUAAAAUGUUUGAAUUGUGUCUGCCGUUUCGGACAGCCUGUUUCACAACGUUGAAGAGGGGAUGCUAUAUCUGUGGCGUUUAUAUGGUGGUGAUCAGUGCCUGUUGUAUCGGUGCGGAGGUUUGGGACUUGGAAAUGAAGAAGGGUGACCAAAAAUCGGACCCGAGAAGUCAAAAAGCUCUGGAGUACGCCAAAGGCUUGAUCUACCUAAACUUUGCCAUGUACAUCACCAUUUUAUUGUGGUCAGUGGGCUAUAUCUACGCAGUCAGCCAGGACAGAAUUGCAGUGAUGAAAUCCUGGGCAGCAGCCGUCAUCACGUUCACAUGUUUAGAGAUCGCAGUUCAGAUGUACCAGCGAGCUGUUCUUUGGGAAGCUAACCUGUUCGUACAUCCGUUCUUUCCGGCGUUCAUGGUCUGCCGUAUCAUCCCAAAUGUCUAUUGCGUUCUUGUGGCCCUAUCACACACAACUUCACUAGAAAUCUUUUACUAUCAAAAACUGGACGAAGAAGAGGCGUCGGGCAGUGCGUCUGGACCACAGGAGGGAUCACGAGUCAGCCUGCUGCGGGCAGUCCUCAAUAACACCCUGUACGACAACCUGUGAACAGGUGUGCACGGACAGACACCCGCACCUGAAGCUCCAAGUGAAACACCUGAGGAAGCGACGGGAACUACAAAGGAGUAAAACUUAAACUUGAAGACUUAGGAUGACCCUUGUAUCUUCAAAACGAAUUCUUUUACCCAACACCUAAGGCUUACUAUAGGAGUUCUGUAUCAAACUAUUGCGAACAAACUUGUACAUGUACUCCUACAUGUGAUGACUGAAAUACUGUAAUUUUUUUAACUUUUGUGGCGGCUUUAUUUUUGAGGUGACCUCUUCACCGCAACUUUAUGACACAGCAAAAUAUGAAUUUCCAAUGUAGACAUAAAGUCCAUGUCUGGUAGGUAAGAUAACCAUAUGACCAACAGCAGUUUGAAAUGUAUCAUGGCUAUCCCUGCAUGGUCUUGAAUAAGCCAGCACUGUAGCAAACCAAAGUUGCAAGAUAGCUGAAGUUGACAUUUGACAGAGAAAAGAGACAGUUUUCAAUUGAAGCUUGAAAGUUUCCAUGUGUAUGCAAAUCAGCAAAAGGCAUUUUGAUGUUUAAAUUAUGACCCAAGGUUUCCCUUUUUGUUCAUAUGAAAUGAAUUGAUGAAAAGGAAGGAAUUAAAAUGCUAUAGGUAGUAUCACAUAUAUUAAUUAUGUAUAAUCUAAAAGCAUAUUAAAUGCAAAUAAAGCUUAUAAGACUUGAAAAAAUGUCUUGUGUAUUUCUUUAUCUUUACUAUGAUAGUUUAUGUUAGUAACAACAAUAUUGGCACCAAGGCAUGAAGUUUAUACUAAGGACUCACACGUGAGUAACUGCAAUAUC
This is a messenger RNA of Branchiostoma floridae (Florida lancelet), 1775 nucleotides long. RefSeq lists its product as uncharacterized. The transcript is spliced from 8 exons. Lineage: Eukaryota; Metazoa; Chordata; Leptocardii; Amphioxiformes; Branchiostomatidae. The record is from RefSeq and is a predicted model, not a curated record. Bases 380 to 973 code for a protein of 197 amino acids.